CCGAACCGCGUGAUCCCUCACUUAUUUGACUUGAGCAAUUCAGCCCCAGGUUUCCACCACGACUACAGUUCACAUGCCUUUCACCACCAGUAUAUCCACCUCGUAGCCCCACAUCUAAUACCCUCAACCAGCCAUGUUCAAGGCACAGGUCUUUCGGAGAGGUUUCUCAAUAUGGAGACGGCGGGUUCCAGAGUCCCAAAUCAUUCGGUCCGCGAUCCGCGAUGGUCAUGAGACGAUACAAAUACAGCGUGUGCGCAUUAAUACGCCUUUGAUCAGUCGAUCACGUAUGAUAGGCACAGUGGUGACGACUAUCGGUACAUAUCAGUUCUUGAGGUGGCUAGAUGACGAUGAGGAAGAGGAGAAGACGGAUACACAGGUCGGGAGACAUCGACAAGGUGGUGCGCAAGUGAAUACAUGGCAGCAAGUCACUGCCGAUACUACAUUCGAAGAAGACGAAGAGGAUGAUGAUGUUCUGCUAUUCCUACCCACGGGACUUUCACGGCCGAAGCCCCGAGAGUAUUACAAAGGCUCAGAUCCCGAAUGGCAGGGGUUCCUAGAGGUUUCGAGGAAUCCGGAACGGGUACGGCAGAUUCGACGGGACUUCACUCGAACCGUCCGCGGCGAGGUAGCGCGUGAUACCCAGUACAAACGGCUGCUGGGCGACAUAGAACAGAACAAGGGCAAUGUUUGGAUCGAUGUCGUCUUCCCAGACGGUCCUCCUCUCGAAUAUGAACGUCCGGGUAUUGAGAUCACAGACAACCUGGAAAUCCGUCGGUCAUUACAACCGGUGCAACAUAUCCAUCAUCACCAGUUGCGGAACACACUUAUGCCCAUCGCCGCGGCAAAUGCUGCGUACAUGGACAUCAAGCGUCGUUUUUGGGUCGCUUGGAUAAAGGUCAGAAGAAGCUUGGGCUACCCUGUGAAACUUGACGUCUCAGACUUUGCAUAUCGACAUGCUUUGAUAAUAUCCCAGCCGACCGCAUCUCCUUCACCGCGGACGACCAGCCAAGUGCCACAACAUGAACCUACGGGACAGUCAUCCACUUUAUCUUCAACAUUCCAACAAGAACCGCAAGGUACAUCAGAUCCUAGUAAAUCCAUUCUGGCACGGUACGCUCCUAAAUUGCGUAUCGAUCGAGAUAUGGUUAUAAGUGGAAAAUUGUUCCGCAGCAUCAUGGAGCAAGCACAUAGUCAACAACAAGAGCCACCGCCGCGUGGUAAUAUCAUUCUCACAGGUAUGGUGGAGGUGGUUGGAAGCCGCGCUACCAUUACCUACAAUGUGAUCGGGCAUUAUGAUGUCAAAACUGGAGAGUUUCAAAAUGUAAAGUAUUUCCACAGGCUUGCUCGAAGUCGUAAGCAGAGUCCACGUGGCGGACCAUAAUAUUCUGCACAAUGGAGCUGGUUGAAUCAUAGAGGAAGCAUUCCGGGCGCUUAGGGAGGUUCAUUGCAUUGCAUCAGCGAGGACGGUAUUUCUAGGGCAUUUUCAGCGUCAUUCGGAUUUUAGGGCUCGAUGGGAGAUUAUUGGUGUUCGGGUCUCGUUGUGAUACAUAUCUUACGCCUUCGUUCAUAAUGAAAUGCUUCGAUUGCCGAUGAUACUUUCAUUCUAAACGGGCCAUCAAACCCCGCAAAUACUGAACAUCCGCUGCUCCAAGUAACAACGCACAAUAGGACGGC
Molecule: messenger RNA, 1674 nt
Organism: Aaosphaeria arxii CBS 175.79
Lineage: Eukaryota; Fungi; Ascomycota; Dothideomycetes; Pleosporales
Exons: 3
Coding region: 134-1381 (415 amino acids)
Source: RefSeq, a predicted model, not a curated record